UUUCUGGUUUGCUGAAAGAGUUAAACAUUACACUUCAUAUAAUUAAACAGAAGGAAACUCCACCCUGUACCAACAGUUCCCAGCAUGAUAACGCAAUAGGUGACUUAUGCAGGUGAAUGGGGAGGAGCGGAAACAUUGCAUCUAUCUAGUGAUCCAACACUGUGCUGUCAGUCUACCUUGGAGACUGAAUACCUACAGCUGCGACUCUGAAACACUACAGCAGCUGCAUUAAUUCCUGUCAUCUUGUCUUGACUUCAGCUAUGCCGGUUUUUGGCUCAAAAGCUCAUCCCAGCAAGAACCAGGCUUUGCUGGUGUCGGUAAUGGAGUUUUACCACGGGGUUCCCCUGGCGCCCAGGAGAGGGGUAAAGAAAGAUACCAAACGGUUGCACAAGAUCCUGUCCGGACUGGGCUUUCAAGUGACUAUCCACAACGACCUGACAGCUGAGGAGAUCCGCCACGUCUUCAAGACAGCAAGUUUGGAGAUGGGUGGGACCUGCUUCGUGGGGGUCCUGUCCAGCCAUGGAGAGGAGGGGCUGGUUUUCGGGGCGGACGGGAAUGCAGUCAGGCUGGCAGAGAUCUUCAGCUGGUUCGGGGAUCCCGGGACAGCAGGGGUGACGAAGCUCUUUUUUGUUCAGGCCUGUCGUGGGAACGAGCUGGACAGUGGCGUGGAGCUGGAGGCAGACGGCGUGUCGGUCAGUGAAGGGGACAGCUUCUCUCCCUGCCUCUCCAUUCCCAUUAACUCUGCAGCCAUGUUCGCCACUGCCCCAGGCUACGCUGCUUUCUUGCACCCUCUGGGUUCAGUCUUCCUCCAAACUCUGUGCGACCUCCUGGAGGAAGAAGGGGGUCGGAGCUUAGAGGUCACUCAGCUCAUGACCCGCCUCAACUACCGGGUCGCGCACAACUUCGAGGCGAAGGGGCGGGACUUGGGAGGGAAGAAGGAGAUGCCUUGCUUCGUCACGCGGCUCACGCGACAGGUCUUCCCAUUCGCCGACAGACUCAAGGAGCCCCUCCCACUAUAGGGGAGGAGACAGUGAAACCACACCCCCCAGGCACAGGGCUGUGCCUCUCAUUAAGGAAUGUGCAAUAUCAAACAAGGGUUACAAGUAAAAGACUGAUACAACAGGAAAUAUAAUAGCUAUACAGUGACAUUCAACAUGGUAUAAUUAUACAGGCAGUGGCUGAAGGGGCUGUGUGUGACAGUUCUUUGCUGGUUUUGUCCACUCACAAACAGAGGGAAUGGGUAUAUUGCCCUUUAAGAAAGAUGUGGGCUAGGAUGUAUACUACACAUUGAAAGUAUACAUGUUUUUUUUUUUUCAAACACGUAUGUUUUAAAGUGGUCGCCUUCAUUUCCUGUGGUUUUGUUUUCAUAUUGAUGUGUUUUGUGGCUGAUCAUGUAGGUGCCGAAGAGCUGUGAGCGGACGUUAUCGUAUUAAAUUGUGAUUUCGUAUUUUUUUUGUAAAAAAUAAAAAAAAAAACAUAUUUAAGUA
This is a messenger RNA of Polyodon spathula (Mississippi paddlefish), 1487 nucleotides long. Its product is annotated as caspase-7-like. The record is from RefSeq and is a predicted model, not a curated record. Gene Ontology annotation, biological process: proteolysis. NCBI's taxonomy places the organism in Eukaryota, Metazoa, Chordata, Actinopteri, Acipenseriformes, Polyodontidae. The coding region runs from base 261 to 1019 and encodes 252 amino acids. Gene Ontology annotation, molecular function: cysteine-type endopeptidase activity. The transcript is spliced from 4 exons.